CUGAGGCGAGCCUGAGACGCUGCAGCCCGCCAUGGCCCGGCUCCUCCGAGCGUCCUGCCUUCUCUCCCUGCUCCUGGCCGGCUUCGUCCCGCCGAGCCGGGGGCAGGAGAAGUCCAAGACAGACUGCCAUGGUGGCAUGAGCGGCACCAUCUAUGAUUACGGAGCCCUCACCAUCGAUGGGGAGGAGUACAUCCCUUUUAAGCAGUAUGCUGGCAAAUAUGUCCUCUUUGUCAACGUGGCCAGCUACUGAGGUUUGACAGACCAGUACCUGGAACUGAAUGCACUACAGGAAGAGCUUGCGCCAUUUGGCCUGGUCAUUCUGGGCUUCCCCUGCAACCAAUUUGGAAAACAGGAGCCAGGAGAGAACUCAGAGAUCCUACCCAGUCUCAAGUAUGUCCGGCCAGGUGGGGGCUUCGUACCUAAUUUCCAGCUCUUUGAGAAAGGGGAUGUGAAUGGGGACAAAGAGCAGAAGUUCUACACUUUCCUAAAGAACUCCUGCCCUCCUACCACAGAGCUCCUGGGCUCACCUGGACGCCUCUUCUGGGAACCCAUGAAGAUCCAUGACAUCCGCUGGAAUUUUGAGAAGUUUCUGGUGGGGCCAGAUGGCAUACCCAUCAUGCGUUGGUACCACCGAACCACGGUCAGCAACGUCAAGCUGGACAUCCUGGCCUACAUGAGGCGGCAGGCAGCCCUGAGGGCCAAGGGGAAGUAACUGAUGUUUGGUCCACCCCACACCCACCAGGCAGGGAUGCUCUUCAGGAAGGAAUCCAUGUCGUCAAACCACACACCCACCACACACCCCUUUCUUACCAUAUAGGGCCUCAGCUUGGCACAGACGUGUGCAUACAGUAUGUGUGCACCACUGUGCACGUGGGGGUUUACGUACAUGCCUACGGUUGUGUGUACCGGUGUGUGCAUAGGUACAUGGCCACAUGUGUGAAUACCUGAGACUGUGAAUCACCCACGUGCCUGUGCUGUGUGCUGGAGAAUAGCACCCCUUUCUCUCCCGCUCUCUGUCCAAUGGUAACAAUUUGCUUUCACCAGAGCCCAGAGGAAAAACAGCACUAGGUCUGAUUGUCCUGCUCUGACCUGGAUCUCAACCUUGGGGCCAGCAUCUCUCACUGCCUCAAUGCCACACUGAAGUCCUCAGAAGUUUCUGGGUCUACCACACAUUGCCCAGCCUCUCUCCUCCUUCCUGAAGGGCCCUCCCAAGCUUCCAUCCUCACCCCAUCGUGUUCCCUGAGAUUAGCCAAGGCAGAUGUGAGAGUGAGGGCUGUGUACUCCAGGUCAGGGGUGGUGUCUCCAUGAGGGAGGGGCCCGAAGCCCUUGUGGGCGGACCUCCCCCGAGCCUGUCUGUGGGGCCAGCUCUUAGUGCAUUCAGGCUGAGACCCCUGGGCAGGGAUGCCGCCCCAACGCCUUCAGAGUAUGUGCCCUUUCCCCUCACUCUGUCCACUGGCACUGCUCACACCCCAUCUGCCCAGUAAAGACCUUUCUGCAGCAGCUGAGCCUACUGUGGUACUUCCUCAAAGGUGGCCACCCUACACGGGAGACAGGGAGGGUAAAGGCCAGAGGAAAAGAAGUGGGGGUGCUUUGGCACUGCACUUUGGCUUCUACCCAGGCCCACACUGCUUCUCUCACUCAGCAUCUGGAGUUUAUAAAGCAGUUCACACCAAC
Messenger RNA from Castor canadensis (American beaver), 1674 nucleotides. RefSeq names its product glutathione peroxidase 3 (gene Gpx3). Gene Ontology annotation, biological process: response to oxidative stress; hydrogen peroxide catabolic process. Lineage: Eukaryota; Metazoa; Chordata; Mammalia; Rodentia; Castoridae. The record is from RefSeq and is a predicted model, not a curated record. Gene Ontology annotation, molecular function: glutathione peroxidase activity; selenium binding.